Molecule: messenger RNA, 4931 nt
Organism: Xenopus laevis (African clawed frog)
Lineage: Eukaryota; Metazoa; Chordata; Amphibia; Anura; Pipidae
Gene: lrrfip1.S
Product: leucine-rich repeat flightless-interacting protein 2-like
Exons: 22
Coding region: 563-4111 (1182 amino acids)
Source: RefSeq, a predicted model, not a curated record
CCUCUGGGUAGUUGAAAUGCCAGGGCCUAUUUUUAAACGUGGUCAGUGGGGGUAUAGAGUCCCCUCCUCGGUUAGUAAAGGUAUGAAAGUUCCUGAGAGGUGUGAGUACUGUGUAGAACUGGGCAGGUGUCGCGGCAGGGGAAAGGUUAAUGACAGGUUGUUGUGAGGCGCCGCCGGGAGGGGUGAUGCAAACUCCUCAGUGCAGGGGGCGGGCGCUGAGUCAGACAGAGGAAACUGCAGCUUGUGAGUCCAGUUCCUGCACCUCCCUGUGGAGUGUGAGCACCGAGUGUCGGCGCCCAGCCAAAGACUUUACCUGUCCGGCCAGUGAGAAAAUAGCUACUUUGUGGUUUCUGGGCAGUGGCUGCUGCUCCCAGGUGGGACAAGGAGACAGUGGGACAAGGAGACAGUGGGACAGGUCCUUCCCCCCUACUGCCACUGCGUGUGCUGCACAGCUGCCUCCUGCUAAUGACAGGCUGCCCGGAGCCAGCGAAUAAGCCCCUUAUCCAAACAGCUGACUGACCUCUGGGAAACAAGGCUCGGACGCUGCUGGGAUCCGGGAGACAUGCAGGACAUCUCAGACUGCCUGAGUCUGGAGGCACAACAUGUGGCAGAGGCACGACUUGCCGCCAAGAGAGCGGCACGAGCUGAAGCCCGGGAGAUCCGCAUGAAAGAGUUGGAGAGGCAGCAAAAAGAGAUCUACCAGGUUCAGAAGAAAUAUUGUGGCUCGGAUGCCAAAUGGGGAGACAUUGAACAGUGGAUGGAAGACAGUGAGCGAUACUCACACAGAGCACGGAGGACUCAACAGGGUUUGCAACUUAUAUACGUAGCGCAAACUCCUAAGAUGACCCAGUUCUAUUUUAAUGGACUAAAAGAAGAAAGGUUAGCUGAAUUGUGCAGGGGUGCUGAUGAUGAUGACCUUAUUUCUGUUGGGAGUAGGAGCAGCCUGAGGACCAAUGGUUACGAGGAUGAAUUACUUGGAGCGACUCAAUAUAGGAAUUCCAGCAGGAGUUCCACUGGCAGUGGGGAGACCUACCAGUCCUCACGGGCACUCCCCCGAGAUGAGAGCACUUACUACUCAGAUAUGAGCUUGGCCAGCGCUCCACUGACCUCCAAACCACAGCAGGCAAUGCACAAUGGAAACCGGCCCUCUCUGCUCAACUGCAACUCUCUCCCUUCCAGAUCUCAACGGGGCUCACUGUAUGAUGAUGGUAUCGCAAGUGGCAGUCGGCGUUACAGUUCCUCUAGUUCCAAGCCUCCGUCAGAAUACAGUUGCUACCUGGGCUCUGGAUCACGUGCUUCCUCUCGUGCCAGUUCUGCCCGUGCCAGCCCUGUGGUGGAAGAGAGACCAGAAAAAGACUUUUCUGAAAAGGGGUCUCGUCCUGUGUCCAGUUUAUCUGCUGCCACUCUGGCCUCCCUGGGUGGAACAUCUUCCCGCAGAGGCAGUGGAGACACUUCCAUAUCAGUGGACACAGAAGCAUCUAUCAGGGAAAUAAAGGAGAUCAGUGAGUUAAAAGAUCAGAUUGAGGAUGUUGAAGGCAGAUACAUGCAAGGGCUAAAGGAAAUGAAGGACUCAUUGGCUGAAGUAGAGGAAAAGUAUAAACGGUCUAUGGUGACUAAUGCCCAAUUGGACAAUGAAAAGACCUCACUGCAGUACCAGGUAGACACCCUGCGUGAUGUUUUACUGGAGCUGGAAGAGGAGCUGGCUGAGUCUCGGAGGCACCAUGAAGAAAAGAAUAAAGAAUGUGAACGUCAGAAGCAUGAACAUAAUAUCCUGCGUUUCCAGCUGGCUGAGCUGAAGGAUGCUUUGGAGCAAAGGGAGCAGUUGUUAACAGAAAUUCGUCAGCUGCAACAGAAGCAAGAAAACAGCGACCUUGAAAUUUGUGACCUGAAGGAGACCAUAGAAUGGAAGGAUAAAAAGAUAGGGGCCCUUGAAAGACAAAAAGAAUUCUUUGACCCAGUUCGCUGUGAACGUGACGAUCUCAGGGAAGAGGUUAGCCGUUUAAGGGAAGCGUUAAAGAAACAUGGUAUUGCACUAGAUUCUGAAGAUACACCUAAUGGAGAUUCCUUAGUAGAACCCCAUAUAAUUGAAGAGUGUCACAUGGAGUCACCCCAAAAGGCAACAGCUCUUGGCAAAGCUGAUGAAUCUGAUGUGAAAGAGCAGGAAAUGUCUGUGGUGAGUCAGAGGACUCAAGCUGAACAUGAGCAGGAAAAAGAAAAUGAACCAGUGACUAAGCAGGACACAGAGAAGGAACAAGAAAAGUCUGAAGAAUUUCCAUUUCAAGCAGAAAACAAUGAUGUCACAGACUUUCAGAGAAUACAGGAACUUACUAGUGAGAAUUCUGUUGAGCUGAAGCAAGGUCCCUCAGCUGAUGAUAGUUGUAGCCAGAUUAACUUUGAGAAGAGUUUAGGCCAGAAAGGGGAAGAUUGCAAAAUUAGUUCAAUUCACCAGGCAAGUGAGGAGGAGGGAGGGAAUGAAAAUAAGGUGAAGAAUAUAAAAGGUAACGGAACUAUGUUAGAACAUAUUUCUGUAGUGGGUGCUGAAUUGGCACAAAAUCAAAGAGGUAGGAGUCCAGGAGAAAGUGAAGUCUUUCAGGAUGCUCUUGAUUUUGUCAAACAAACCCAAAAUGUAGCUGAUGAGUGUGUUUGUGAAACCGCUUUUAAUGUAAGCAGUGAUAUGAAAGAUGAUUUCAAAGACCAAAAGGCAGAGAACAUGGAAGGACAUCAUGAAGCUUGUACAGUAGAGAGCACAGAUGCAAAUGGUGAUUCUGGAAGUGAGGGUACAGUAAAUGUUCAAGAAGAAUCAUCAUCACAUUCUCCUUGUGUGGCAUAUGAAGAGAGUACUGAGCAGACGAGCAGUGAUAGUGAGGAGUUUUGUGAAACAGGAGAAAACUUUGAAAUCAAUGGAUCCAAAGUGGAUCAUGAAAAACAAGAUGGAAAUGUAAUAGAGUUUACACCAAAUGAAAGCAGCCAGAACAUGCAAGUAAAACAGGAAGCAACUAAGACUCUUAUGGAAAAUGAGUCUGAAGAUCCAGAAGCUUUGCCUGCUUUAGAAAGUGGAAGAGAGACUGGAGGUGGAGAUAACAAGGCUAAUAAAAUAGAUGAGUUUGAAAUCUCUACUCAUAAAGAGGAAGCAAUUAAGACUCUUAAGGAAAAUGAGUCUGAAGAUCCAGAAGCUUUGCCUGCUUUAGAAAGUGGAAGAGAGACUGGAGGUGGAGAUAACAAGACUAAUAAAAUAGAUGAGUUUGAAAUCUCUACUCAUAAAGAGGAAGCAAUUAAGACUCUUAAGGAAAAUGAGUCUGAAGAUCCAGAAGCUUUGCCUGCUUUAGAAAGUGGAAGAGAGACUGGAGGUGGAGAUAACAAGACUAAUAAAAUAGAUGAGUUUGAAAUCUCUACUCAUAAAGAGGAAGCAAUUAAGACUCUUAAAGAAAAUGAGUCUGAAGCAGGGGAGAUUUUUCCCCCCGAAUCCCAAACACUAGUUCCAGAAAAUGAAUCUGUAUCUUCAGUGGCCUGUGAUAGCAAGACAUCAGACGAUGGUCAAGAAUGUGCUAAUAUUACUGAUUGCACAAACAGAAAGGUAGACAGUGAGAAGCUGGAAGAUGAUUUAGUGAUUAGCAACAGUGAAAAGAAUGAACAAAUUGACUCUACUCUUGAUGCUGGUUUGGAGAGCAGCAGCAAAAGUAAUAAUGAAAUUGCUCAUUUAAAUGAAGGGGAAGAUGUAGUUCCUGAAGAGCAGCAGGACCAACAGGAGGGGGCUCUGAAUGAAGCUGAUAAAGAAAAGCAGCUGACACAGAAUGCUGAUGAAAAUGAAUUCAAACUAGCUCACACUGAGACCUUGGUCACCAAAGAAGAAGAAGAAGUAGAAAAUCAAGAAAAAGAUGACUUUGAGGAUGAAAAUCAUGGCAAUGAAAAUGUCAGUAAUGAGGAGGAAGAGGAUCACGAUGAAGAAGAGCACAAUGGACCAAGUGAGAAGUACCAAGGAGAGAGUGAAAUACGAUUAGGAUCAUCUGUGGAUAUGACCUCCAGUAGUGAAGAUGUGCGAUCUGAGACUAGCACAAAUAAGUCAGUCAAACCGGGGAAAGUUAAAAAUAAAGAGGAUUGUGUGAUGUCUUGAAAGAGAGGGUUCCCCCCCCCCCAAACCUUGCUGCAUUGUGACACUCCUGCUCAUUAAAUUGCACUGAAUGAAGAUUUGUUUUGCUGCAAAAAAAGGAUUUUAGUUAUGCUUUAAAAGAAAUCUGCCCUAAUGGUUUGGGCAAAAAAGAUAAAUGUACUCUCUCCUGCAUCCUUAGUCACCACAAACCUUCAUAGGCUUGUCCCUGUUUUACUGGGCCUUUCUUGAACUGCAUCAAGGGAAUUCUUAUUUAUUUUAAAUACCAGUCACUGGAUUAUUUAAUGUAAGCGCACAUUCAGUGACUCUGAAUGUUGUGAGACAUAUUACCUAUCUAUAAAUGUGAGUGCAUGCGGCUGUAAGGCACUAUCUCUAUUCUCUAUUCUGAGUGUGUAUAUGUUUAUGUAUCUGUACCUACACACAUUCAAUUGUGUACAAAUAAACACACACACACAUUCACUGCAAUGUAAUACUGUAUAGCUGAGAUGCCUAGACUUUGCCAGUGUCAGGCCUAAUUGAACUGAAGUUAUAUACUCUGCACAUUAUACUCAGCAUUCACUUUUCUAUAAAUCUGAAUAAUGGGUGAUCUAAUGGAGUUUUUCCAUUGCUGUAUGUGGCCUGCUGGUCACCAGAACUACUGCAAUAUAUACCAUGUGUACCACUGCUGUAUUAAAAGAUAGGCCUACCCUCUUAAGAAGUUAAACUACAGUUUAAUCCAGUUUUAUAAUCGACCAACUCUUAUGUAUAUGUACAUAUAUUUAAACUGUGGGAAUUUAUAGUUGCUAUGGUUAUAUACCAAUAAAAUAUAUAUAUAUAUAUAUAUAUA